This is a messenger RNA of Marmota monax (woodchuck), 1897 nucleotides long. It is a transcript of the gene Ecm1, whose product is annotated as extracellular matrix protein 1. NCBI's taxonomy places the organism in Eukaryota, Metazoa, Chordata, Mammalia, Rodentia, Sciuridae. The record is from RefSeq and is a predicted model, not a curated record. Gene Ontology annotation, cellular component: extracellular region. Bases 130 to 1818 code for a protein of 562 amino acids. The transcript has 12 exons. Gene Ontology annotation, biological process: signal transduction; regulation of bone mineralization.
CUGAAGUUCACAAUAGCAGUAGCAGCAGCCGGAGCAGCAGGGUUCCUGCAGCAGAGCCCUUCCUUCACAUCCAGGUCUGCCUGAGACAACCCAGCUUUUAGGUGGCCGGUGACCAGUCCUUGUUCCAGGAUGGGGACCAUGGCCAGAGUAGCCUUGGUCUUGGCCUAUUUGGCUGUCGCCUCUGCCACUUCUGAGGGAGGUCACGAGGCUCCAGGGCAGAAGGAGCUGAGAUCAGAGUACCUUCAGGAAGCUGGCUACGCAGCACCUCCCUCCCCACCACAGGCCCGAGGCUUCCCCGUGUAUCACCUUGACCCUUCCCAGCAUGACCUUCCUUUUGAGGGACAGAGGGAAGUACAGUCCCCUCCCUCUCCAGAAGCCAUACCUGUCCAAGAAGAGCUGCCCCCUCCCCACCUCUCUAAUGGAAAGAAAGUGGAUCCGCCUCUUCCUCCGGAAGCCAUCCCCCUCCAAGAAGAGUUGCCCCCUCCCCACCCCCGUACUGAACAGAAGGAAAUAGACCCACCUUUCCCAUACCAGAAGGAGAUUUUCCAUUCCCAGCAGAGAGAGGUCAGUCAAUCCGAAGAAAAGCCAGCUCCCCCCAUGCGCCAGGAUCCCCCAGAGCCUCACUCUUGGAAUCCAGCCCAGCACUGCCAACAGGGCCGGUUCCGGGGGGGCUGGGGAUACCGGCUGGAUGGCUUCCCCCCUGGGCGGCCUUCUCCAGACAAUCUGAACCAGAUCUGUCUUCCUGAACGUCAACAUGUGGUGUACGGCCCCUGGAACCUGCCACAGUCUGGCUACUCCCACCUCAGUCGCCAGGGUGAGACCCUCAAUUUGCUGGAGACUGGAUACUCCCGCUGCUGUCGCUGCCGCAGCCACACCAACCGCCUGGACUGUGCAAGGCUUGUGUGGGAGGAUGCAAUGACCCGGUUCUGUGAGGCCGAGUUCUCAGUCAAGACCCGACCCCACUGGUGCUGCAGACAGCAAGGGGAGGCUCGAUACUCCUGCUUCCAGGAGGCAGCUCCCCAGCCACACUACCAGCUCCGGGCCUGCCCCACCCACCAGCCUGGUAUUUCCUUGGGCCUGGAGCUGCCUUUUCCCCCUGGGAUGCCCACAUUGGACAAUUUCAAGAAUGUCUGCCACCUGAGACGCUUCCGCUCCGUGCCACGCAACCUCCCAGCCACUGAUCCCAUCCAAAGGCAGCUACAUGCUCUGACUCAGCUGGAAAUGGAGUUCCAGCGCUGCUGCCGCCAGGAAAACAACCUUACCUGUGUAUGGAAGGCCUGGGAGGAUACCCUGGAUGGGUACUGUGAAAAGGAGCAGGCUACAAAGACCCACCACCACUCCUGUUGCCACUACCCUCCUAGCCCUGCCCGUGAUGAGUGCUUUGCCCAUCAAGCUCCCUAUCCCAACUAUGACAGGGACAUUUUGACCCUUGACCUCGGCCGAGUCACUCCCAACCUCAUGGGCCAUCUCUGUGGAAACCGAAGAGUUCUUACCAAGCAUAAACAGAUUCCUGGGCUAAUCCAGAACAUGACUGCCCGCUGCUGUAACCUGCCAUUUCCGGAACAGGCCUGCUGUGCUGAAGAGGAGAAAUCAGCCUUCGUGGAUGAUCUGUGUGGUCCCCGACGGAACUUCUGGAGAGAUUCUGCCUUCUGCUGUGAUCUGAGUCCUGGGGAUGAACAGACCAACUGUUUCAACAUCAAUUAUUUGAGGAAUGUGGCUCUAGUGGCUGGAGACACUGGGGAUGCCAGGGGUCAGGGGGAGCAGGUCCCAACAGGGGGAACAAAUAUCAGCCCUACCCCUGAGUCCAAGGAAGAAUGAGUCACUCCAGAGCUUUAAAGGAUCGGAUGCAGGGAACCCCACCCUCCUUGAACAUUCAUUAUAGUAACCACCCCUUGGA